This is a messenger RNA of Phycodurus eques (leafy seadragon), 7034 nucleotides long. RefSeq names its product oxygen-regulated protein 1 (gene rp1). Gene Ontology annotation, biological process: photoreceptor cell development; intracellular signal transduction; axoneme assembly. NCBI's taxonomy places the organism in Eukaryota, Metazoa, Chordata, Actinopteri, Syngnathiformes, Syngnathidae. Bases 166 to 6795 code for a protein of 2209 amino acids. The transcript is spliced from 4 exons. The record is from RefSeq and is a predicted model, not a curated record. Gene Ontology annotation, cellular component: axoneme.
GCAAAUUGGCCGCAGUGCUGCUAGUCCUGAAAUAGCCCUCGCACACAAACACACACACACACACACACACACACACACACACAUGGCUGAGAGGCUUUAGCUUGGACAAGGAUCGAUACACACUCUUUUAAAUCGGCCGCAAUGUGAAAAAACGAGCGGCUCAACAUGAGCAACACACCCACCAAGGGGAAGCCUGUCCGGGCAGAUUCCCCAGCCAGCGGGCCUACGCAACUCUCCCGAUCGGUACACCCGGCGUCCGACCCCUCACUGCCUAAACGUCUGUGCUUCUACAAAAGCGGCGAUCAUACGUUCGGCGGGCACCGAGUGGUCAUCAACGCCCGCACCUUCAAGACCUUUGAUGCCCUCCUGGACGCCCUUUCCAAAAAAGUGCCUCUGCCCUUUGGCGUGCGGACCAUCACCACACCCCAAGGGACCCACCUGGUGAAGGGACUGGAUGAUUUACAGGACGGGGGGUCCUACCUGUGCUCUGACCAGAGACGAGUCAAGCCGCUCAAUUUGGAGGCGGUACAUCGGCGGCAGGUGCCCUGGAACACGCCCAGAGCCUUCAGCGCAGGCCGGCGGAGACGUCAGGGACUUCAGUUCACUGCAUUCGGGAGGCGAGAUGAUAACAGCGGCAGGCCGGAGAAGGUUCCAGAGCGAGUGGCCAUCAGGACGCCGAGGAGGCUCGUGGUAAUCAAGAACAAGGAUCCUGCCGUGAGACGCACGAUUGUGCUUCAGAAAAGGACAGCGCCCACCUUUGACGCUUUGUUGGACUACCUCUCACAGAUUCUGCAGUUUCCAGUGCUCAAACUCUACGCGAUCGACGGCAGAAGAAUCACAGGUCUAGCUGCUCUAAUCCUGUGCUCUGGAUUCCUGGUGGCAGCAGGCAAUGAGUCCUUCAGGCUCAGCAAUCAAAGUUUCCACAGGACAAGCCAGACGGUCCAGGCAAUGUUUAUAGAAACAGGGCAACCAUCCAUGCUGCAAUUUCAAGCUAACAACCACAAAUCAGUCUCAAGUGGAAGAGGCUCCAGGAAUUUUUCUCUGUCAUCUGAGCAGUACAUCAUCAACCAGAUAAACAAGUCUCAGAAGGGAAGUGCAAACAGUCACGCUAGAGCAACCGAAACCAACCCGAUGUGCUUGGAGCCUGCAGUUACGGCUCACCAGCGGAAUGCUUGCAUCCUACCUCAGGACGACGACGUCGAGAAAUCCUUCCGGGUGAACCAAGAUGGCAGCAUGUCCGUCGAGAUGAAAGUGCGCCUCACCAUCAAAGAGGAGGAGAUGCUCCAUUGGACCACCACAGUCAGCCGCUCCAGCCUUAAGAGGAGGACAGUUCGUACCUCUGUCACAGAGUCGGGCAACAUUUCUCCUGACUCGAACAUCUAUGUUGCCAAACCACCCUCGGACAUAUGCAAAGACGAGGCAAAAGAGGGGAACCAGCCUCCUGCAAGUGGAGCUGUGGUCAGCUUUAAUGACAUGGGGGAAAGAAAAAAAAGGUUCAGACGUGCCCCUACUCCAGGCCCUGGUCAUGUGAAGAAGGAGGCGCCUGUUGAGAGUGUGAAGAUGCUGACAGAGUCCGGGGUCCAAGAAAGCUCCCUGGACCAUUAUUCAUAUUUAGAGAGGACAAAUGAAGGAGACACAAUGGAGGGAUACUGCAGGGUCAGACACAGUAGCAGUAGCCAACCGGUCCCGAAGCCUCUGAAAACUGUUCCUCAAGGCAACAACGCCUCCCUUCUUAGGUCCUCGGGGGUAGCCGAGGUUCUCAAGAUAGAAAAUGAUGGGGUGGCGGUUCGAGAGACUGUGAUGCGUAUUUAUGAAAGUCAGAGCUGCUACAACAAUUACCUUGCAAAUGAGGGUCCAGGUGACGGACCUUUGUAUCAUUCCCCUCCAGUGUCACAAAGCCACCAGUCCACAACCUCAGGGCCUUGUUCAUCCAGCAAUGACAUCGACUUUAGCUGGCAGCAGCCUACUGCUGACUCACUCCAAAGACAGAAAGAGGAGAUGUUGUCAUUAUCGUCAGAGCCUGUGUCCUCAACACUCCAGGUGGCAAACGGCACAUCUUCAGUGUCUAACAUUGAAGCCAAUACUAAAAAAAACUCCUCAACUCGACUCCAGAAACAGACAGAGACAAAAAAAAGCUCACAGUCAAGGUUAAUUAAUAAAAAGCGGAAACAAUCGACUGUAGACCAUCUCAAUAGCAAGGCUUAUGCUGGAAGGAAGAGCCUUAGUUCAACGGAGAGUGCUAAAAGUGGUCAAAACGUGAAGCUAGCUGAGAAAAUGUACACCAAAACUUCAGGCAGACGUGGAAUGGAAUCAGAAAUAUUAGCUAGAUCCUCAACCAAGGAAAAAAACAUGAAUAAAGUAGCUGCUAAGUAUAAUGGCGACAAUGUAGAUACUCCAUCUGUCAGGCCUUCCAUGAAGAAGAACGUGUCAGAUCUUUUAAAGCUCCAAAAAUCUUCAAGAAAAAAGGCAAGUACCAAGCCCAUUCCAAUGGCCGUCAACAGGCUGUCAUCCUCAUCGUUGGCUCAACAAAAUGUUUCAAAGAUUUCUCUCAACCGAUCCCCCUCUGAAAUCCACCAGUAUGUUGAGAACUGGUUGGAGGAGGUCAUUCCAGACCCAGUGGUGUACAUGGUAACCUCAAAUGGACCAGAGCCACCAACAAAGGUUUUAUUUAAAAUCGGUUGUGAUUCAGAAACUGAAGAAAAGAAGGAAACCCAGACCGAUCCAGAAGAUUACUGUCAGACACCCUCUAAUGCCUUGAGGGAAUCAGCUUCUUGUCUCUCGUUCCCCCUCUGGCCCAAAGAACACAAACCAACAGAUGUUUCAGUGCCAAAUGUUGAACCCGCCCACCAUCAGAACUGUGUAUGGUCAAACACCUCUGCUAAGAUAAUCAAUGAAUCACCAUCGCAAAUCAAUAUUUUAAGCCCUAAAGAAAAGAUGAAACCGGUCUUGCAAGAACUUUGUUCAUCAAUACAUUCUAUGCGAAAGACAUCUAACCAAUCAAGCAGUCCUCUGGAAUUCUCAUCUCAGGUGGCUUCGGUGUUUGGCUCCUCGUGCAAAGCCUUCUUGUCAUUCUUGUCAGUGAUGACUCUGAGAGAUGGUCUUACAGCUGACAGCACCGGUUCGGAAAAUGCCUCAGAGGCCAUGCUUCUUUUGAAGUUCCUGCUGAACAUUUCUGCUAUAGAAGACCAGGAUGAGCAACGGGCGGGUCUGACUGAUUUGCACAGUGGAGCUUCUCCCCAGUUCAUGAAGAGCUGGAGGGAUUUCCAAACUUGGAGGGAAAAUCUGGAGAGAGAAUCACUCAUUCCCAAAUUUCAAGACGCACAAGAUGCAGUUUGGGUCCAGGGUUUAAUUGUUGAUGAGCUAAUGAAGGAGAUGAAUAUGUCGUGGGACCUCAGGAUGGAGAUGUCAUCAGCAUUUCAACAACCUCUAGAAGAAGAGGGCACUGUUGUAGAGCCUGAACGAAACUCCUCAGAAUCAGCAGCUGUGGAGCAGCAUGUGCAGGAUUCAGACUUAAAACAAAGAUGUGAUAAUGCAUGGAUUCAUGAAAAUACCAGUGAUAAGAACGAUGGCUCAUCAUGGGGUGGGGAGAUGGAAGAAGAACCUGCUAAGGAAACAGGGUAUACAUUUAAAGAAUCAAAAGUAUCGCCGGGAGACACACUGGACUUCCAAGUUGAUGAAGGAAAUGUAAAGGGUGAAGAUGAUCACAUGGAGGAGUCAGGUGAGGUGAUGAAUGAAGGGGAGAUGAAACAGAAAGGAAAUGAGGAGGACACAGAGGAGGAACCAGUGAGAAAAGAAGCGGGGCAAGAAGAGGAACAUGGCGAGGAAGGGACAGAAAAUGAGGAAAGUGAGGAAAAAGAUGAGGUAUUCAAAGAGGAAGGGGAUAAAAGAAUAGAUGAACUUGAAGCAAGAGAGAAUGGUGCAGAGACAGAUGUGACUAAAGGCGAUGAGGCAGAUGUGGUAGAAGAAGAUGAGGACAAUAGGGCAGAGAAAACCACUGACGAGAAGGCUGAGAAUAAAGACGUCAAGGAAGAAGGUGCGUGGGAGCCUGUUGAGGGAGACGAAGAAGUGAACAAAGAAGAAGAGGAGGAGGAAUAUAUAGAAGAUGAAAAGGAUGUCAAAGAUCAAAUUGGGGAAAACAUGGAAGAGGAAGGAACAGAGGUCUUAAGUGAUGACAACAACAAGGAGGGCAAUAUAAAUCCACCUGAAGCAACUAAAGACAAGGAACAAGUAGGUGUGCUAGAAUGGCCAGAGAAGCUGGCAGAGAGUGAGGAGGACACUCGAGAAACUAAUCCAGAUGAAGCAUCUAUAGACCAAGUGGAAAUGCCUGGGAGGACAAAAGAACCUACUAUGGAUGCGGGAAAAGUAGAAAGUGUUCAAGUCAAACAGACAGAGAACGCAGAGAAAGAUGAGGAGGACACACAAGACACUUGCCCAGAGGAAGACCUUGUACAAGAAGUGCCUGGUCGGAUACUGGCUGAAGCGGAAAGUGAAGAAAACUUUGAGUGUUCCCAGGAACCAAACCCAAAGGUAGAAGGUACAGCAAGUGUCUUUAAUGAGGUGAAGGGGCAUGAUAACAUUGAAGAAAGCUUGGGAGAGGAAGCAACAGAGGAUUUAAGUGAGGACAACAACAAGAAGGGUAAUACUGAUGUAGAUGUACCUGAACCCAGUGCAGAUGAGGAAAAAGUAGAUCUAACAGAACAGACAGAGAAGCUGGAGGAGGAUGACAAGGAUACUAGAAACUCUAGUCCUGAGGGAGAAUCUGUCGACCAAGUAGAGAAGUCAAGUCAGACACCAAGUGAAGCAGAGAGUGAAAACAACUUGGGAUGUUCCCAAGAAACAAAUCCAGAGGUAAAAGAUACACCAAGUCCCCAUCAUGAGAGAGCUGAAGAAGUGGACGAGAAGGAGGAUGAUACUGUAGAUGAAAAAGACACUAAAGAUGACUUUGAGGAAAACAUGCAAGAGGAAGGACCAGAGGUCUUAAAUGAGGUCAACGACAAGGAAGUUAAUGUUGACAUACCUGAACCUACUACAGACAAGAAACAAGUAGCUCAAGUAGAGCAGGCAGAGAAGCUGGAGGAGGAUGAGGAGGAAGAGAAGGAAGACUCUGGAGAGGAAAUGGAGAAGCCAAGUCAGAUACCAACUGAAACAGAGAGUGAAGAUGACUUGGGAUGUUUCCAGGAACCAAAUACAGAGGUUGAAGGCAUAGCGGGUGCCACCGAUGAGGGAGUUGUCAACAAGGAGGAUAAUACGGAAGAUGAAGUAAGGGAAAAUGAUGACAUUGAGGAAAACAUGGAAGACGAAAGAAGAGAGGUGUUAAGUGAGGACAAUAUCAAGACGUUUCAUGGUAAUGUAGCUGUACCUGAGCUUCCUACAGACGAGGAACAAAAAGACAUAACAGAACAGAUAGAGAAGCUGGAUGAGGACACCUGUACUAAGGGAGAAUCUGGAGAGGGAGUGGAGAAGCCAAAUCAGACACCAACUAAAACAGAGAGUGAAAAUAAUGGCAUUGAGGACUUGAUAAAUAGAUGUGCCCAAGAAUCAAAUCCAGAGGUAGAAAUACCAACAAAGGUCCCUGAUAAGACCGUUUGUACAAGCCCACAGAAGGAGUCUGGUGAGGAAGAUCUUUCAAACACAGAACACAGCACUGAAUACUCACUUGAGUGUUUGUCCGAAGAGCGGUUUGAGAAGGACACAGUUAGUGAAAACGAGGUAGGGAUGCAACCCCAAGAGCAAAGCAGCAGUUUCAGCCACCCGGUGGAAAUUUCACAAGAACUCCUUGACUUUGUAAACUCUGCGCUGCAGUCUUCCUCGCUUAUAUUUACAUACGACGAACGUGGCAAAAUUAGAAUAGAGCCAGAUCGUGCUCAAACCACAGAAAUGAAGCAAACCCUCAACCCAAAGAGCCAAAGAGAUUUCCCGUAUGGUUCGAAAUGCCUCGAGAGCCCGAUCACCUCAGAUUUAUCAGACUACAGACCAGAAAGUUUGGAGAGUGGUGGAUAUCAAAGCCAAGAAUCUGUGGAUAUUGCUUCAGAGAGCGGUGAAGAUGCUUCAGAGAGACGUCCAGAAGGCUUCACUGAAGGAACUAAUCCGGAGCGGGUUACCGCCAAAAUAUCCCAAGGUCAUUCCAAAGGUGGGAGUUUCUCUUCUGAUGACUCCCUUACAAAAGCCUCAAGGGAGGUCCUGUCUUACUGCAAAAAGGUAGACAAUGACCCAGCCCCCAAGGCAGAAACGUACCCGGAACCCAGCGACGGGGUCUUGAUUGACCAAGGUCGAUGGUUGCUCAAGGAAAACCAUCUGAUAAGAAACUCGCCGCCAGAUGGGAUGUACAGGGAUUUGGACAGCAGCUCCGACAACACAGAGAACUCCAGUGAGGAGUCUCACCCAAUAAGCCAGAACACUCCCUUAGCAGUCAUAUCAUCAUCUGAACUGGAGGAACUGGCCAAGCCUCAACCCCCAAGGUGCAGUUACUUCACCAUGCCCCAUGGAAGUGACUCCGACCCGUUCCCGGACGACGCUAGUGAUAGAAGCCAGAGCAAAGACACAAUUUGCACGAAAGGGAGAGGCUUCAGGGUGUCGCCGGUGAUCGACACCUCCAAAACUUGGGGCAACAAAAACGGCAGCCUUUCUUCAUUCACUUCGGUGGAAUUUAAAAUAGCAGACACAAGAGUGCACCCUGAAGAAGCAGAGUCCUCGGGUGGACCGGAAGCAAGAGGGAACUCUCGUGGCAGGCUGCAGUCACAACACUCCUCAGAUGUAAUGAAUAUGAGGUGUGGACAGUACUGUGAAAUUUUAUGACUGGUGGUCUUAAGUGGGGCACGCACAUACCGAUUUGUAAUAUAUUAACCGAUUUUUGAAAUGAUGGAUUUUAUGUUCUUGCAAUUGAAUUUCUGCCAAAACUGGAGGUUUUUGGUCUGCUCAUUUCAUUGAACUAUACUGCCUUUUUUUUCGAGUACACAAUAUAGUUAACAGUGGUUUAUGUGGAUCAUUUUCAACAAAUUGUGAAAAGGACAGAUUUGUGAAAAAAUACAAUGUAU